UCUGUAAUUGUCAGCUAUAAGUGAAUAUGUCAAACUGUAGUGGAAGAAUGCCAUAGAUUUACAUUUUAAUAUCAGUAAAAUAAUGCCCUAUAAUUAGUUUUUAUUAUUUUAAUUACUGAAAAUGUUCACUUUAGGGGGUCAACGGGUCUUACAUAAGUGCCUCAAGAUUUUGAGGUUAUCGUUUGUCGACUUUAGUAGUCUCCCUGAUAUAAAGAAGUUAAAUCUAGUAAGAACUGUCGAAAAGACGAUAGACACUAACACUAAUAUAUUUAUAGAGAGCCCGAUUCAUGUUAAAGUGACGCCAAUUGAUGUCAAUGAUUUAAACGCACACAACAAAUUGACCAUGACUCUGUACAGUCAGGGGAAAGAUAUCAAUGAUUUCCAAGUUAAACAGACCUCGAAGCGGCUGGAGCUACUGAACCAAAAUACUUCUCCGGAUAAGAAUGAUGUGUGCAUUAUACAGGUCCCUUAUAAAGUUAAUGUACAGGUCACCACUAUAGAUACAGCAUCUGUGCAACUAUCAAAGCUAGAAGCAUCAGAGUUUGUCGUCAAAACGCAAAAAGGAUCAGUAAAUGUCGCUGAUAUAAAAGCUGAUAAAAUUGAAGUCGAAAGUGGGUCUGGUGAAGUUAAAACCGAAGGCAGUUUGCAGGCGAGCCAAAUAGAAAUUAAAACAGGUCUAGAGGGGGAUAUAAAGUGCAAUAAUAUAAUGGCGAAUUCAUUUACUGUUGUGUCACACGCUGGACACAUCUCGGUCAAGUCAUGUUAUAGUGACAAAUCACACUUCACAACUCUAAUGGGCAACAUUAAGUUGGACCACCUUCAUAGAACUGUGAAGAUAGAUGUCAUCCAGAAAGGAAAUUUGAGCAUCACCGGAUUUGCUGGUAAUCUUCAAGCAACACUCAAGAGUGGCGAUGUUUUCAUGCAUGCAUCUCAAUUGACUGAGAAAAGUAGUAUUUUCAUACAUGAAAAAGGAAAGGUGGAACUGUUAAUACCGAAAAUUUUGCACAAUUUGCCAUCGACAAAUUUAAUAGCAGAACAAAUUAAAGUGGAUGAGAAGAUUCUGAAGCUCGGUAGAUUUAUGGAUGAUUCACAUCCAAAGAGGUUUAGAUAUGAGAAGGAACCCCAGAACGAGUUACACAUAGUUUGUAAGAAUGGUAAAAUUGAAUUAAAAGAAACAGAUCUCCCUUUCAUUAUAUGAAAAUUGUAGCACUCAUGCAUUUACUGGACUUAGAUAUUGAAUAAAUGGAACUUGGAGAGAUCCUGUUACUAUUUCAAAUGUUGUUUACUAUUAAAUGCAUUUAAAUAAAUUUAUAAUCUGUGUAUUGAUUCUCCAUAUACUCUGUAAGGAAUUAAAUUAUAUAUGCCUUGCAUUGUAAUGUAGAUGUUCCUUAGAUGCUAUGUAAACUAAACUAAUAUUAAACAUAAUAUUAUCUUAAUUAUCUGUAUGACAUACAGACAUAUUUGAACAACAUGCCAAUGUCUUCCAAAAAUUAAUUUCAGUUAUAAAAAAAUAUGAUCAUCAAUCUUUUGUAAUCUAUAUUCUUGUUCUUUGUAACUUUUCUUUAUAUUUUCUUUUAUUUUUUUUGUAUAUAUACUUUUUUAAUUUUAAAUGUCAUUUCUUACAAAUAUCCACGAUAAACAUUUUAAUAAUGUUUUAUUUUGAGCAUACUAAGUAAUUCACAUUUUCUUAAUGUGACAAAAGCUUUUCGAGUUGGAUUAAAAGAAAAAAAAAGUUUGUAAAUUUAAUAAGUAAAUAUAAUUGGCGUUUCAGAACUGCUUAGUAUAAUUCCAUUGUUAAUCUUAUGUCAUGUUCAGCUGUUGCAGUGUUGUAGUUUUGGGAUUAUAUGUACGUUGUGUUUAUUCUUAGUGUCUAUGUAAUGUUAUUUAAUGAGUAAAUAAUAUUAAUAAAGAUAAUUUAGAUUAAA
Molecule: messenger RNA, 1925 nt
Organism: Danaus plexippus (monarch butterfly)
Lineage: Eukaryota; Metazoa; Arthropoda; Insecta; Lepidoptera; Nymphalidae
Exons: 1
Coding region: 122-1198 (358 amino acids)
Source: RefSeq, a predicted model, not a curated record